CAUUUACAACAUCAGAAAUACUAUCGACAACUAGUAUAACUCCUGGCACAACUAGUUCCAUAUUUACAACAACUUAUAGUACUACAACUCCUUUCACGCUAUCUACAACUAGUACAACUACUGGCAAAACUAGUUCAACAUAUACAACCACUUCUAGUACUACAACUCCUCUGAUGCCAUCUACAACAUCAGAAGUACCAUCCACAACUAGUACAACUUCUGGUAUAACACCUACUUCAACAUAUACAACCACUUCUAGUACUACAGCAACUCUGAUGCCAUCUACAACAUCGGAAACACCGUCCACAGCUAGUAAAACUCCUGGCACAACUAGUUCAUCAACAUUUACUACCCCUUCUAAAUCUACAACUCUUUUGAUGUCAUCUACAACAUCAGGAAUACCAUCUACAACUAGUACAACUCCUGGCACAACUAGUUCCAUACUUACAACAACUUAUAGUACUAGAACUCCUUUGACGCUAUCUACUGCAAGUUCAACUACUGGCAAAACUAGUUCCUUAUUUACAACCACUCAUAGUAAUACAACUCCUUUGAUACCAUCUACAACAUCAGAAAUACCACCCACAACAAGUACAACUCCUGGCACAACUAGUUCCAUAUUUACAACUACUUAUGGCACUAUAACUCCUCUGACACCAUCUACAACAUCAGAAAAACCAUCUACAACUAGUACAACUCCUGGCACAACUAGUUCAUUAACAUUUACAACCACUUCUACAACUACAACUCCUUUGAUGUCAUCAUCAACAUCAGAAUUCCCAUCUACAACUAGUACAACUCCUGGCACAACUAGUUCAACAUAUACAACCACUCAUAGCACUACAACUCCUUUGACACCAUCUACAACAUCAGAAAUACCAUCUACAACUAGUACAACUCCUGGCACAACUAGUUCCAUAUUUACAACCACUCAUAAUACUACAACUCCUCUGACACCAUCUACAACAUCAGAAAUACCAUUUACAACUAAAAUCCCAUCUACAACUAGUACAACUCCUGGCACAACUAGUCCAUCAACAACUGCUUCUACAACUACAACUGCUUUGACAUCAUCUACAACAUCAGAAUACCCAUCAACAACUAGUACAACUUCUGGCACAACUAGUUCAACGAAUUCAACCACUAAUAGCACUACAACUCCUCUGACACUAUCUACAACAUCAGGAAUACCAUCUACAACUAGUAUAACUCCUGGCACAACUAGUUCCAUAUUUACAACAACUUAUAGUACAAAAACUCAUCUGACACCAUCUACAACAUCAGAAAUACAAUCUACAACUAGUACAACUCCUGGUACAACUAGUUCAACAUACACAACCUCUUAUAGCAUUACAACUCCUCUGACACCAUCUACAACAUCAGAAAUACCAUCUACAACUAGUACAACUUCUGGCACAACUAGUACCAUAUUUACAACCACUCAUAGCACUACAACUCCUCUGACACCAUCUACAACAUCAGAAAUAGCAUCCACAACUAGUAAAACUCCUGGCACAACUAGUUCAUCAACAUUUACAGCCCCUUCUACAACUACAACUCCUUUGACAUCUUCAACAACAUCAGAAAUCCCAUCUACAACUAGUACAACUCCUGGCACAACUAGUCCAUCAACAACUGCUUCUACAACUACAACUGCUUUGACAUCAUCUACAACAUCAGAAUACCCAUCAACAACUAGUACAACUUCUGGCACAACUAGUUCAACAUAUUCAACCACUAAUAGCACUACAACUCCUCUGACACUAUCUACAACAUCAGGAAUACCAUCUACAACUAGUAUAACUCCUGGCACAACUAGUUCCAUAUUUACAACCACGUCAAGUACAAAAAGUCAUCUGACACCAUCUACAACCUCAGAAAUACAAUCUACAACUAGUACAACUCCUGGUACAACUAGUUCAACAUAUACAACCACUUAUAGCACUACAACUCCUCUGACACCAUCUACAACAUCAGAAAAAACAUCUACAACUAGUACAACUCCUGGCACAACUAGUUCAACAUACACAACCUCUUAUAGCAUUACAACUCCUUUGACGCUAUCUACAACUAGUACAACUACUGGUAAAACUAGUUCAACAUAUACAACCACUUCUAUUACUACAACUCCUCUGAUGCCAUCUACAACAUCAGAAAAACCAUCUACAACUAGUACAACUCCUGGCACAACUAGUUCAACAUACACAACCUCUUAUAGCAUUACAACUCCUCUGACACCAUCUACAACAUCAGAAAUACCAUCUACAACUAGUACAACUUCUGGCACAACUAGUACCAUAUUUACAACCACUCAUAGCACUACAACUCCUCUGACACCAUCUACAACAUCAGAAAUAGCAUCCACAACUAGUAAAACUCCUGGCACAACUAGUUCAUCAACAUUUACAGCCCCUUCUACAACUACAACUCCUUUGACAUCUUCAACAACAUCAGAAAUCCCAUCUACAACUAGUACAACUCCUGGCACAACUAGUCCAUCAACAACUGCUUCUACAACUACAACUGCUUUGACAUCAUCUACAACAUCAGAAUACCCAUCAACAACUAGUACAACUUCUGGCACAACUAGUUCAACAUAUUCAACCACUAAUAGCACUACAACUCCUCUGACACUAUCUACAACAUCAGGAAUACCAUCUACAACUAGUAUAACUCCUGGCACAACUAGUUCCAUAUUUACAACAACUUAUAGUACAAAAACUCAUCUGACACCAUCUACAACAUCAGAAAUACAAUCUACAACUAGUACAACUCCUGGUACAACUAGUUCAACAUAUACAACCACUUAUAGCACUAUAACUCCUCUGAUGCCAUCUACAACAUCAGAAAUCUUAUCUACAACUAGUACAACUCCUGGCACAACUACUUCAACUUUUAGAACUACAACUCAUCUGACACCAUCAACAACAUCUAAAAUACCAUCUAAAUCUAGUACAACUCUUGGAACACCAACUUCAACAUUUACUACCACAUUCAUUACUACUACUCCACUGACACCAUCUACAACAUCGGAAAUGUCAUCUACAACUUCUAGCCGUACAGCUACUUCCAAAUCUACUCUAACUGUUGUUACUGGAAACACCAAAUCUACCACUUAUGCAUCUGCAAAACCUCAAAUUGACAAUACCACAACCUCACUAUUUACAUCUACAACUACACCUGUGUCUACAGAAAUAACUUCUUCAAAUAGUACAACUUCUGGCACAACACCUACUUCAACAUUUACCCCCACCUCCACUUCUACAACUCCUAUGACGCUAUCUACAACAUCAGAAAUAGCAACUACAACUAUUACAACUCCUGGUACAACACCUACUUCCAGAGCCACAACCACUAGAUCUCCUAUAACUACACUACUUACAACAACACCUUUUAUACCUCCAACACCACCACAACCAAACCCAUGUUAUGAAUGUAUAAACAUAAAUGGAAGUUUCAUCCCUGUUCAACGGGAUUGUCUUCCACCGCAAAACAUCACCUGUGAAAAUCACCAGCCAAGCGUGCUGCUAGAGGAUAAGCACGAAUGCUGCCCUUAUUACGUCUGUGAUUGUAAGUAUGCUGUACUUCUCAAGCACUACAUUUUAGAAUUUAAUCAGUGUAAUGAUAUCUAUGCUGAUGUCCUCAUUUCUGCUGUACACUUAGAAGAAUGAAUACAGUAGCAGAACCUAUUACUCUACAUGCUGUUCCAAAUAUUUAUAAAGGACAUAAUAAAGACAGAGAUAUCUGAAAGUGUCUGUCUCUUUGAAUCCAUCGGUCACAGUGGAUUAGAUCCUAAAAUUUUAUUCAAAUGUAAUUGGCAAAAAAAAAAAAAAAGUAAUCUAUA
Danio rerio (zebrafish) is the source of this 3844-nucleotide messenger RNA. The record is from RefSeq and is a predicted model, not a curated record. NCBI's taxonomy places the organism in Eukaryota, Metazoa, Chordata, Actinopteri, Cypriniformes, Danionidae.